AUGGCCACGGACGGACUGGAGAGAAGCGUCGAGAGAGCCCUUGAUCUCACAGCACGUUACUGUGAGGUCACAGGAGCUUCCGUAAAUCCUGCUAAAUGCAAUGGCUUCUGGUAUGGUUCCUGGGCCACAAAACCUUCAUUGUUUGCUGGUAUAGCGUGGAACCGGAAUCCCCUUACAUAUCUCGGAGUACCUCUCUCACAAAUCCGUAGCAAUGUGACCUACUGGUCCUCCUUGACAACCACACUGAAAAAGAAAACAGACGCGUGGAGAGGAAGGGACAUUUCAAUUUUCGCUAGAUCUAGUGUUUGCAAUGUAUUUCUAGCUUCUAAGCUUAUGUACGUGCUCCAGGUGCUUCACUGCUCUCGGACCAACAUCCAGAAAAUCCACAGAAUAUUCGCUACAUUCAUAUGGUGUUCAACUUGGGAGCCCAUAAAAAGAGACAAUCUCUUUCUUCCUCUUGAAUGCGGCGGUUUAGGUCUUUGUCAUAUAUUUGUGCGACAGCUGGUCUCGCGAUUCUUUUUCUUUAAAAAUGUUAAUCACGAUUUCCUCAGAGUAAUGCUCCAACGACGUCUUUCUGGUAGUUUAAACUAUCUGAUUGUUUCAACCGUCGAAAGCUCUCAAGGCACACCAUGGGGCUUUUUAAAGGAAGUGGUUGACACACUUAACUUCCUCAAAGCAAGAUUUUCGUUGGAAUAUUUGUUUACUGUAUCCAGAAAGGCACUCUCAAGGAGCAUAAAAGAAAGCUUGUUUCCUCUGCCACUUUAUCGUACCCGUUUGACACUGGAACCUAUCAACGACGUGUUUAAAAGGGUCAAGAAAAUGGGAGUGCCUCCCUCAACUAAGACGUUUUUCUUUAAAUUACACACAUCCACUUUACCCUUUAAAACUUACCUCGAAGAAAAAGGAAUAUUUGUACCCUGGACAGUAAACUGUAGAUUAUGUAACAAGCCAGAGACAAUAGAACACUGUUUCAUAUACUGUAAUGAUGCGUUUUUGUUUUGGGAUGUGCUGCAACGCACUCUACAAAAAGACCUAGUUCUUAACGACUACAAUCUUCGCUUCCUUCCUUUUUCUGAAAAUGAAACCGUACCGUACGACAUGUUUGCUCUUUUAGGUUUGCAUAGUCUGUGGAAGUGCCGCAUGAUCGAUAGGCAUGCGGAGAAGCCGCGUACGACGAAGUCGCUCUUUCUAAAGCAAGUGGCGCAGGUGAGAAGUGUAUAUGCUUCAAAGUUUAACCAGCCUGACUGGUUCCCUAUGUUUGACAAAUGCCUUGGCUUACCGAAUUUCUGAAGAAAAAGAACUGCGAGCGUAAGUGAGACUUGCCCGAAUCUUUCACCUUAGUUUUGUCAUUGUCUGCUAAUAAGUCUAAUGGCCACAUGUUCAAGAUGCCAAAUGUAAAAAUUUGUGUGAUAGUUGUUUGUAAAUAGCUUUUUAAAGGUGUGCAUGUUUUAAUGUAUAUACAGUACGAAUGAACGUGUUGUG
This is a messenger RNA of Ixodes scapularis (black-legged tick), 1482 nucleotides long. RefSeq lists its product as uncharacterized. The coding region runs from base 1 to 1290 and encodes 429 amino acids. The transcript is spliced from 2 exons. Lineage: Eukaryota; Metazoa; Arthropoda; Arachnida; Ixodida; Ixodidae. The record is from RefSeq and is a predicted model, not a curated record.